Molecule: messenger RNA, 2708 nt
Organism: Epinephelus moara (kelp grouper)
Lineage: Eukaryota; Metazoa; Chordata; Actinopteri; Perciformes; Serranidae
Product: solute carrier family 22 member 4-like
Exons: 11
Coding region: 717-2375 (552 amino acids)
Biological process (GO): transmembrane transport
Cellular component (GO): membrane
Molecular function (GO): transmembrane transporter activity
Source: RefSeq, a predicted model, not a curated record
AUGAUGAGACAGUGUGCUCCUGGGCACAGAUAUGCAAAGGGCCCCACUUUGGCUUGCCUAAACUAUAUGUUUGCACAAAAGCCCUGAGGGUAAUUACGGAGUAUUCUCAUAUGCCAUACUGGUAUUACCUUAUAUGAGCUAUGGGGUGUGAUCUUCACCUCACACCCCCGCAAAACAACUGAUCCUCACCUUAUAUGCCCUGCACAACAACUGGUCCUCACCUCACACCUCUACAACAAAGCUCUACAACAAAGCUCCUUUUAUUUCAGCAGGUACAAACUGUGGAAGUUUAAAACAGAGAAACUGUUGAGGUACUGGAACCAUUUGUUACUGUAAUUACUUUGAGUAUUUGAUUCAUUCUAUGUAUUUGCUGCUGAUAUUUAACUGUUUUUUAAUUUUGUUUUUGUGCGUUACUUUGAGUUUUGUAACAAGUGGCUGGUGAUACCAAAUGUUCUUCUAGGUCAACAGGUUAGACAAUUCAACAACAUUUCAUAUCAAAGGCUUAUUUAGUUCCAUGACACAGGGCGGCGGCUGGAUGACAGACAAGAAGGAAUGUUAGGUCAACUUGACUUUUUUUUUUUUUUUUUUUUGUUUAAUCUCCGUUUAUGCCGUGGGGGAAACAUUGCCUGGUGCUCAGGAUCAUGACUGUGCAAGUCACAGUUGCAGGUAGACAGAGGAUAGAGCAGCAGUCCUACGAAUAAGCGGAUUCUUUGAUUAUGAGGGGUUUUGUUGACAGCAUAGCUUUUCUAGGUCAGUGGGGACGGUUCCAGCAGGUUGUCUUCUUCCUCCUGUGCGCCAGCAUCGUGCCCAAUGGAUUUGGAGCUUUCACCCUCGUUUUCCUGACUGAUAUACCGAGCCACCACUGCCUUGUUCCUGAAUCCAACCUUACCAAAGAUUGGCGUAACAACGUCAUACCAGUAAAGGUGGUGAAUGGGAAACAGGAGCUGAGCAGUUGCAGCAGGUACAGGCUAGAUGUGGUCCGAAAUCUCUCUGCUCAGGGAUUCAUCCCUGGCAGGGACGUCAACCUCACUGACCUGGAGCAGGAGGGCUGUGUGGACGGUUGGAGCUACAGCAAAGACAUCUACCAAUCCACCAUAGUCUCUGAGUUUGACCUGGUGUGCAGUGAGCAGUGGAAGCAGCCGUUCACCUCCACAGUUUUCUUCAUUGGAGUUCUUCUUGGAUCCUUCUUCUCAGGACAGCUCUCAGACAAAUUCGGAAGAAAACCUGUUCUUUUUGCAACCAUGGCAGUUCAGACAGUUUUUACCUUUAUUCAAGUCUUCUCUACUUCAUGGAUUAUGUUCACUGUCCUCCUCUUCAUCAAUGGUUUGGGCCAGAUAUCCAACUUUGUAGCUGCCUUAGUGCUGGGCGCUGAGAUCUUGACUGGCCAUGUGCGAGUCAUUUACUCAUCUAUGGGCUCAUCUCUGGGCUUUGCCAUUGGCUACAUGCUGCUGCCUCUCUUUGCUUACUUUUUAAGGGACUGGAGAUCUCUCCUGUUGGCUUUGUCUUUGCCUGGCCUGGUCUACAUCCCCCUCUGGUGGCUCAUCCCAGAGUCCCCUCGGUGGCUACUCUCCCAGGGAAAAGUGGAAGAGGCUGAGGCCAUAAUGAGAAAAGCGGCUAAGUGGAACAAAGUUCAGGCUCCGAGGGUCAUCUUUCAAGAUAACGAUGUUGAUAAGACAGAGAUACACACUAAACAACGCCUUAGUGCCAUUGACCUGUAUAGGACCAGCAGCAUCAGAACCACAACACUUAUUCUCGGCUUUAUAUCGUUCACUGUGACUGCUGGAUACUAUGCCCUGUCUUUCAACACACCCCAACUCCAUGCUGACCCCUACAUCAGCUGCUUCAUUUCAGCAGCUGUGGAGGUCCCAGCAUACAUUUCCAGCUGGCUGGCUCUGCGAUACCUUCCGCGAAGGCUGUCUGUCAUCGUUACCUUGCUCCUUGGAGCAGUGCCACUAUACCUCAUUCAACUGGUGCCUGAAAGUCUAUCAAAUCUGUCACUUGCACUGGAGAUGUUCGGUAAAUAUGGUUUUACCACCGGCGCAGCUCUGAUGUUUGCCUACACUGCAGAGCUUUACCCAACAGUGCUCAGGAACACAGCGACAGGGAUAUACACUACUGUUUCCAGACUGGGAAGCUGCGUUGCACCAUUUUUGUUAAAACUGAGAGGAUACCUGUUGUAUCUUCCUUACAUUAUACUGGGGACUCUGGCUAUUAUGUCUGCCGUUGCUGCUCUCUUCCUUCCAGAGACUUUGGGAAGACCUCUACCUGAAACUAUACAAGAGAUGCAAAAAAGAGAGGAUAAAGUGUCCAUGCAUCUCUGGAAAAGAAACCCCAGUGCCCGUGUCACUCUUGGACAGUCCACUGUGAUUAUCUAGAACAUUACUGAUGGAGGUGAUAUGCUGAUAUUACUGUUGAGUAUCAUUACUGCUGUUUACAUUUCUUUAUUUUUAUCUUAUUUAGGUGUGGGUUUUUUUUAAGUUUAUAAGCUAUUCAUUAAACUUGAACCCAUAGUUUUUACUUGUCAUGCAAUUGAAAACAAUGUUCUCUUUUCUAAGACAUUAGAAUAUUAAAUUGAAAUGUAAGACUUAAAUGGUGAAGUGGACUUCUCAAGGAUUUUUUUUAUCUUGCUCUGUUUUUGUAUCACUUUACGUGUAUGUGUUAUGGUGAAGAUGGAUACAAAAUAUUCACUAAAACCAAUAAUAAAGGAU